CUCACACGCAGUGGCCUCUUGCUCGGACGAGCCGCAGUCUUCGGAUAUCCUUCCGUCUUCCGGCAGUUACAUUGGUCUCGAAUGGUCGCAUUUGCCACCGGAACACUUGCGGACGCCGUACGCGGUCAACAUUCCAUGGACUCUGCCGUUUAACUCGUACCCCGACAACGUCCCUUCCCGUCACCUCCCCUCCUGAAAACAAACCCCGAAAAUCGACAUUUUUAUGUACUACACACGCAGCGUGUAGAUUUAUUUCGAAUUAAAAAAAUCUACUAGAGAAAAUAAAAAAUGUUAAAAACCAUUGGACCGCAUUUCGAACGACAAGAAAGCGUUUGGGGAGGUGUGCCCGACGGCGGAUACGGAAACGAGACCGUGGUCGACAGGGUACCGGCGGACAUGUUCCAUUUGGUCGACCCAUCGUGGUACCAGUUUCCUCCUAUGGAAUCGAUAUGGUAUACAUGGCUAGGCCUAACGGUGUUUUUUUUGGGAAUUUUAUCGAUGGUCGGCAACGGUCUCGUAGUAUACAUAUUCACGUGUACAAAAAGCCUAAGAACACCGUCCAACCUGCUCAUCGUCAACUUGGCGUUCUCCGACUUUUGCAUGAUGUUUACGAUGAGUCCGACCAUGGCUUGGAAUUGUUUCAACGAAAAAUGGAUGUUUGGCCUAUUCGCUUGUGAACUAUACGGGAUGUUAGGGUCGCUGUUUGGAUGCACUUCCAUUUGGACGAUGGUGUUUAUAGCUUUGGACCGUUACAAUGUUAUAGUAAAGGGAUUGUCCGCAAAACCGAUGACAAUCAAACUGGCUCUUUUGAAAAUAUUGUUCAUAUACUUACACGCGCUCGUCUGGACUUUGGCGCCGAUGUUCGGAUGGAGCCGGUAUAUACCGGAAGCGAAUAUGACGGCGUGCGGUACAGAUUAUUAUACGUUGGCGUGGCACAGCCGCAGCUAUAUUGUUGUGUACGGAGGGUUUGUCUAUCUGCUGCCGUUGCUCGUUAUCAUAUACGCUUAUUAUUUUAUCGUCAAGGCGGUAGCGUCGCACGAGAAAGCGAUGAGAGAACAAGCGAAAAAAAUGAACGUGACAUCGUUGAGAUCGGGCGAUCAAAGCUCUACCAGCGCAGAGUUCAAGUUGGCCAAAGUCGCCCUGAUGACGAUAUCGCUGUGGUUCAUGGCGUGGACCCCGUACAUGGUGAUUAAUUUUGCCGGCAUAUUCCAGUUGGCCACAAUCAACCCGUUGUUUUCGAUUUGGGGAUCGGUUUUCGCCAAAGCCAAUGCCGUAUACAACCCGAUAGUUUACGCAAUAAGUCAUCCCAAAUACAGACAAGCCUUGAACAAGAAAUUCCCGUGUCUCGUUUGCGGCAAAGUAGAAGACGACAAAAGCGAUUCUAAAUCGAUCGCUUCAGCUCAGACAUCAGUUUCGGAAGACAAAGUUUGAAACAAAAACCGACCAAAUGAAAAAAAAAAAACUGAGAUCUAUGAAAAUUAAAUUAUAUAAAAUAUACAUACAUAUAUAUAAAUAUAUAUUUAACUGUAUAAUGUAUACCUUUAUUUCAAUUUUCUACGUAUUUUCCUAAUCCAUUGCGUCUGGUUUUGUUUCAAGGCGGCCUCUAGCGUUUCUUUGAUUCUAACUAAAUUCGAUGGAUUUGUUUGUAAAAACAACGAUUCGUAAUUUGAAUUUGUUUUCAUUAAAUCCAGUUGCAACGUAAUGACGGGAACUGUUUGUUGCAAAAACGAUCUAGACGCCACCUGAAUGUAAUAACAAUAUAUUUAUUAUU
Molecule: messenger RNA, 1771 nt
Organism: Adelges cooleyi (spruce gall adelgid)
Lineage: Eukaryota; Metazoa; Arthropoda; Insecta; Hemiptera; Adelgidae
Product: opsin-1-like
Exons: 7
Coding region: 289-1431 (380 amino acids)
Biological process (GO): visual perception; G protein-coupled receptor signaling pathway; phototransduction
Cellular component (GO): membrane
Molecular function (GO): G protein-coupled receptor activity
Source: RefSeq, a predicted model, not a curated record